This is a messenger RNA of Cavenderia fasciculata, 579 nucleotides long. RefSeq lists its product as uncharacterized. The record is from RefSeq and is a predicted model, not a curated record. Lineage: Eukaryota; Evosea; Eumycetozoa; Acytosteliales; Cavenderiaceae. The transcript has 2 exons. Bases 1 to 579 code for a protein of 192 amino acids.
AUGCACUUUUACACUGAAAAUUCUAUCGAUUUGGCUUGUUGUAGUGGUCGUUUGGAUGUCGUUCAACUGAUCAUAUCCAUUCAUGAUCCACAAAACCUACCAAUUACAAAAAAUGCAAUUUUAAAUGCAAUGAAAGCUGGAUCUUUAGAAUUGGUUCAAUUCUUGGACACCACUUUUGAUUCUUGUAAUAUUGCCAAAACUAUGAUAGGAUCGAUAUCUAAAAACUCGGAUGUCAUCUCUUACUAUCUAGGCAAGAUUUCAAUUGGUGGUGGAAGUGUUGAUGGAUUAAUGAUUUUAUCUAGUAUGGAUAUAAAUCUAAUCAAGAAUCAUUUUCACUCUACAACAACCUUUAUAAAUGCAACUACAAUGUUGGAUUUUAUAAAAAAGGCUACUCUCUUUUCACCUAGGUCUUUGGACAAGUUCUUUGUCGCCGAGCUUGAUCUCGACCAAUUGUCACCCGUUCCCAAUGUUGCCGCCACCGCCGAUCACCAAUUGGCAUCACCAGUAUCACCCAUCUCCAUCCCACUCGAAACAUUAAAAUUGGAGCAACAAGAUGACGAUGAUGACGAUGAAGAGUAA